Molecule: messenger RNA, 5517 nt
Organism: Peronospora farinosa
Lineage: Eukaryota; Oomycota; Peronosporomycetes; Peronosporales; Peronosporaceae
Source: the annotation of a GenBank genome assembly
AUGGCAGUCGCGACGCCAACGGUAUCCACGCUGCUGAAAGCGCUACGACAGGCCACGACCCCCGCUGCAGUCUCAAGCGCAACGGAACAGAUCGUUGACCGUCUCAUCUCCACUUCCUCGCUAAAAGAAUCGCAAAAUCUGGUCUUUGGCUUACAACAAGAUUCCCAAUCAUCUGUAAAUUUGUAUGAAAUAUUGCAACAAGCUGCAGCCGUUUGUACCGAACCCUCGAGCAAGGCCGAAUAUCUCGGGUUUGUGUUACUUCAGACGAGUAUCCAAAUAUUAGAACCAAGCCACGUCUCUUUCCAGCGUCAAAUGUUACUUCAGGUAUUUCAUGCAAACAAAAACGUGUUAUUGGGAUAUUUAGCAGCUGUUGGCACGGGAGAUGGACCUUUUUUGAAUAGUUAUGUGGACACUCAACAAUCCACCAAGACAGUGGACAUAUUGUCCCCUGUCCUCCAAAGUGUCCUCAUGGACAAUUUACAGUCAGAAGGACACAAAGCUGCAGUGUUGGACGUUCUGUCUCGCAUUGCGUGGCACUUGGAUGGACACAUGGACGACAAGGACACGAAGAAGAAGAAGAAGAGUACAAGGUGGACACAUGUUGUCCGUCUUCUAGUACAAGCACUGGAGCUCGUCCCACAUGACCAACUCUCACAGUCCACUUAUAAUGUCCAUGUGGCAGUGUUGGUGGACGUUUUAAGCUCUCAAAAUGUCUACAAUACCGAGCACGUGGCUUUGGCGACCAGAACGGCACGUUUCGUGCUCGAGUCGACGCAAUUAUUGAUUGAAACGAACGUUGGUGUUGUGACUUUGUUGCAGUCAUUGGAACAAUUGGCUCGAGCAGUACCCAAAGCUUUGUGGUCAUCUAUUUUUUUAGCAUCGGCUGCGUACUUUUUGAUAAGCGCGUGCGAGACACCACUCGAGCAGCAGUUGAUACUACGGGUGCUGCAGUAUGCACUGAUAUUUGGACGUGAUGUCGUUGCUGAUCACGGUGGUAGACGUACGGUCUACGUGGAGAUUUUGCUGUUGCCGUUGUCGGCAAUGCUUUCAGUGCAUGGCAGCGUCGUGUCUGAUUUACUUAAAAUGGUGAAGAAGAUCAUGUCGACGAGCAAUUAUUAUUAUGAGAAUGAGGUAACGAGCGAUGCACCAUUAACAGAGACAGCAACUCAUGCUCAUUCGGGUAUUCAGAUGAUUGGUGAUGAAGGAAGAUGCCAACGUUGGCUAAGUUCGUUGUUUUCUUCUAAAGACGUUAUAUCCAACAACUCGACAGAUAAUUGGUUACCGCUGCUGUUGGUGGCGCUGCUUUCUGAUGGACGACCUGCUCUUCGCAGUGCUGCUACUGAGUGUCUGGGGCGUCAAGUGAACAAUAGCCCAAAGUUUUGGAAUGCCGACGCCACGAAAGCAUUGGUGGCAAGUUUGGUGUUUCUCGUUUCUCAGCAACCGUCAGGAAAGGCCGAGGUGGUCUCAGGACGUCUCUUUGGUGAAUGGAUGACCUCGUGCUUGUAUUCUUUAGCAGCGCUGGCUGCUACAACAACCGAGACAAUGCGUAUCGUACUUCGUCUAAUCGAUAGCAUGAACGGUAUGGCAAAGACGCGAUCGAUGGCGCUGAAGCUCAUGUAUGAAGUGUGGCGAAACGAGUCUCGAGCCUUUCCAAGGCUCGAGACAAUGUUACUAGAACCAACCUUUCCAGGCGAAGAUAUUGCGCGCCACGUUGUAAGGAUAGCUUCCAUCAAAACGUUGUGUGAGAAAGACCCCGAGCUGGGCGUGCAGUUCAUUUCAUCCAUACAAGGAUUUCUUGAAGAUGAGCUGGAGUCGGUGGUUUCCAUGGCCAUGGCUGCUAUCACUGCGCUGUGUAAAGGAGACUGUUUGGACUUUUACGUUGCAUUCAAGAUAAUUGCCCAAAAAUUGCGCAAGCAUACGGUAACUUGUGCAGACAGACCGCUUUUUCAGGAACGCUUGUGCUGCUUUUACGCACUUGGUGGCAUUGACAGCGCUGCGAACGAAAAACAUGCUUCAAAGUUGCUCGACCAGGCUUGGGAGUUUGCAGACAGUGAACAUGCAAAUGUUCGGAAGUCUGCUUACGACGCGUUGUGCAAAUAUCCUUUGAAUAUGCUAGGGCUCUGUAUGCCGAAUGAUGAAAUUGCUGGACAGAAGAGUGACGACGAAGACGGUGCGACGGCAGAGGAAGUUGAGGAACAACUCGAUGAGCUGAUGGAGCGUCUUCAAAAAGAGCACGAUUUAGAUGUCCGCGUCGAGAUCGAAAUGCUGAUAACGAGAGUUAUUGAGCAUGAGAGCACAAAGCUUACUGCAGGUGUCGGACGAGGACAGCGAAUGGUGUCUGCAGCGUCAGGGGUCCAGCGUCAACAGCAACAGACGUUCCAGCAAGCGGGGUCAGUUGCGUGUAUUUCUGCUGCGGCCACCAAGGAGAUGAAAUUACUUUUACCGUCAAGAGCGGAGGUGGAGAGUCUGUUUCCUACAAACUCCACUACACCUGACUGGAGCGGGUUUUUGCUGACUUAUCAACCAAAGGCUUUGAUUGACAGAAAAAACGCUAAGCGCAAAGACAAGCUCGUUCGCCUUGCAACGCAAAAUGUGGACGAGCUGGUGGGGACGGUCUCGACUGUGCUGCAGUCUAUGGAACUUCCGUGGGCUUCUGUAGAUGCAUCAACAAAUGCUGAUAGAAGCUACAGGGUGUUCUUACGUAUUCAAGCUUUGAUGGAUGGAUGGAGAGGGUUCAUGGAGACAUAUAUAUUUUCGCUGGACGAACUGUCGGAGCUCAAGACGCCUAUUGGUGUUGAUGACGCCGAUGUCGCCUUUCGUGUAUUUUCGGAGGGUGUUACUAGCUUGUUUGACUUGCUGUUGAAUGAUACAUCGAACAAGGUAGGGGGUGCACUGGCUGCUGGUGCGUUGGCUGGAAAACUUUGUGAAUCAAGACAUUGGGAUAAUCCGCAUUUGCGUCAGAAGUACGAAGAAAUAAUAGAGGAGCUAUUGCUCCGACUAUCAUUGUCGAUCGAACAGGCUCGUGUAUUCUCGGCCUCCAACGGCAAUGCUCGCGUUUCAUCUCUCGGCGUUUCAGCUGCUCUUCAGCUUUCUUUUGGCCAACGGAAAAUCGAGCGCUGUAGUAACUUUUGCGUUCAAUUGGAAAAGAUUGAGAGCAUGUUUAUGGAGCUGUAUCACAACGAGACGGGUGACCUAUUAAGUUCCUGUGCUCUACUAGGAUUGAGCCACAUUGCUUUUCUUUAUACGAAUGGCUACGAGCUGGAACCAUUUGACGUAACUCAGUGGAGACACCAACGAGUUAAGCCAAUUGCUAAGUGUGUUCUGGAGUCGUUCCUGCGUACCAACCAUGUGAAGCAAUCGACCAAGUCUUCUCUAUUCCAUGGAGACGUGAUUUUCCCUCUGUCCGAGGCGACUGAAGUGAACACUUCUAUUGAUACAGUUACAUCAAAAUUUGAGCAAGCUUUAUCAUCCAGUGGUAUUUUAUUGCGUUGGACGUCAUUGAUGGGGCUAGCACGAAUAUCCAGUGGCUUCUCGAGGAUUAAACGUUUAGACUGGCUAAUGAACCUGCAAAGAUUUCUUACAGCAGUAUGGAAAGAUAAAGAUUCUGCCAACAUUACAGCUGUCGCAUUGGGACCCGUGUUGCUGCAGUGCGUGCAAUUCAACUUGACACCCUCAUCAAGUUUGGAGACGUUUGUUGCAACAUGCAAUCAUCGAGCUGCAGAAUGUGGUGCUGCCAGCCUCGACAGCGGCUUUCUGAUGAUGGCAGCAGCGAACGUGUUGUGUCGCUUGAAGUCUUUUGGAGGCUUUCCUAGCACGAUUCAAAAUCAAACCAAUCUGACAGUCAAACAAAUCAAAAAGACUCUUGAAAGUGAAAGUGUGCCAGAUCAGGCAGUGCACACGCUGAUGCUAUCUAGUAUCGCCAACUUCUUCCAUCUGAGUGUCGGCAUUUCUAGCGCAGCAACUCCGAACGUCGGUGUCAAUGUAGAGCUGACACUUGAUUUUGACAUCAUUGCCUCACUGGUAAAUCUAGCUCGAGAGUUCACGAAGAAGGAAGGGCAUUGUGCUAUUGCAAAUGCAAUGCUCGGUGCUAUUGCUCGCGCAGCCGAUAGAUUUUACGUUUCCCAAAAGAAAAAGUCGUUCGACGUCGAGCUUCGCACUCUUCCAUCAAAUAGAUUGCUAGUGAAAACGCUCGAGUGGCUGCGGCAAACGAGUCCAUCCGACCAUGAUUCCUCUCACGACGCAGUGAUGACUAGAUCGAACCCAGAAGCUCGCAUAGCAAUAUCACUGCUAGGCUGUCUAACAUCGACGGGAGCUGUACUACCAUUGCUGGACUAUGCGUCAUUAACACAUCGUAUAAUGCUGCGCAUGUGUUCUGUCGAUGUAAGUGUAGCAUGCGUUCGCUUCGCUGCUACGCAAGGCAGCUGUGACGAACUUAUUGCUGGCGAGUUACUUUCUAGCGGAUGGUUCAAAAAUGCCGACGCACUUCUUCAGACUGAGCUGAUGGCAUGGCUUUCAGUGGCGGCUACCCGCGUUCCAACUGAUGUGCUUGAGACCCUGCUAAUCACUACUUUUGACGUUCUCAAGGAUGUGUGGCAUCGUGAUACGUCAAGUAGCCGCAGUGUCCUUCUCUUUGACAGCUGGACUGCAAUGUUACGCGAUAUCUUAGACGCCAAGACAACUCGCCGUAUCCCAGAGAACUCUUUGGAAAUGGUCAUUAAAACAAUUCUCGAAAAAGUGGUAUUGGAGCUUCCGUUCGACGUGCAUGCUUCCUUUCUUGUGGAGCAGUUUGCACUUCGUGUUCUUUCAAAGCUGGACUAUGGUGCUCGUUGUCCAGUUGACAUUUUUUUACAGCCAAAUGUAGUGAACUCUUCCGUGUGGAGUUGGUGGAGAAGUGGCGUCUUUCUUGUUGAGCUAGCAAAGCUCGAGGCUUUUGCCGUGACCAAGUGCAAGACAGCACUGAUUUUUCAGUGGAUUUUACGUCAUGAUUUCAAUGAAUGGACAGAUGACACUUUUGUCGACAUUUACUUACAGCCGUUCACUGCAAAGAUUGGAGCUCUUAUUGCACACCACACGAAACCAUGUGAAACCGUAUCUUCACUUUUGGAUGUGAUCGACGCGUUUAGCCAAAGUAUGGCUUCACUCGACUCUUUUGUUCACUCGGAUGCCAUGAAACGUCGUGCACUGUUUGCUGUUAUGGCGUGUAUUUUAGUCUGGAACUCGACGAUGAGUCACGAAAAGUAUCUGCUUCAUGUCUCAACUGUGGAUAUUGCACCUCAUUUGCUUCCUUUUGGACUCAUUGCGUCUGGUCGUGAUGCAAAAAAUGUAUCGGCGCUUGGUGAGAGAUUGUUUGCAUUGUUGUAUCAGUUGACUCGUCUAAACAAGGACGAAACUGGGAGAUACGCAAGUACUUUACAAUUGUGUAGUCGGCAAAUGUGUCUAGCAGCAAACCAUUGGCAUCUUUCAAGCACGAAAACUCGUGAGAUUCGAGACUAUUGGAGUCUUAGAGAAACAAAUUGA